Messenger RNA from Penicillium samsonianum, 1572 nucleotides. RefSeq names its product putative MFS multidrug transporter. NCBI's taxonomy places the organism in Eukaryota, Fungi, Ascomycota, Eurotiomycetes, Eurotiales, Aspergillaceae. The record is from RefSeq and is a predicted model, not a curated record. Gene Ontology annotation, biological process: transmembrane transport. Bases 1 to 1572 code for a protein of 523 amino acids. The transcript is spliced from 3 exons. Gene Ontology annotation, molecular function: transmembrane transporter activity. Gene Ontology annotation, cellular component: membrane.
AUGGGCGUGCCAGAAGCUCCUGGCCCGAGCGAUGGGGCCAUACAACAUGACCCGGAGCAGGCCAGGAUAAAUCAAGAGACUCUCGAUUUGGAAAGAUUGGGAAGAGAGCGCCCAAAGUGCUUCCAUGGCCCUUGGUCAGAGAUUUCUUUUUGUCUCUCGAUUUUCAUGUCCCAAAUUCUUGCAGAAUACUACAUCUCAGGCUCAAAUGUCCUCCUUCCAACGCUCGUCAAAGAGCUUGAUCUUCCAGAAGCCUCGGCAAUAUGGCCGUCUACGGCAUUAUCGCUGGUCGUGACCUCGACGCUCCUCAUCUUCGGCAGAUUAACCGAUAUGUUCGGCGGAUAUAUAAUUUACAGCGGGGGAGCUAUUUGGCUCACGAUAUCCUCGAUCUUAUGCGGUGUCUCCCAGACAUGGCUGAUGUUGAUUAUUUGCCGAGCGUUGCAGGGCUUUGCUCUGGCCGCUUUUCUUCCAUCGGGAAUCAUGGUUCUUGGUAGCACCUACAGACCGGGACCUAGGAAGAAUAUCGUCUUCAGUAUCUAUGGCGCAUGUGCGGCGUUGGGCUUCUUCGUGGGAAUCUUCUUCUCCGGACUCUCCGGUGAAUAUCUCACCUGGAGAUGGUACUUCUUCUUCGGAGCGAUUCUGUCCGCUAUCACAUCGGCUCUGUCACUCUUCUCUAUUCCGCGCGAUUAUUCCGAGAAGCGAAAAUUGGGCAUCCAAAUGGAUUGGCCUGGUGCUUGUCUUUCUAUCCCGGCGGCUGUGCUCAUUGUUUUUGCCAUUGCGGAUAGUUCAUAUGCGGCACAAGGAUGGAGAACGCCAUAUAUCCCUCUGUUCCUCGUUCUUGGGCUCAUUCUCCUCGGAGUCAUGGUUUAUGUGGAAGGAUGGGUCGUGAAGAAUCCUCUAUUGCCUGGUGACGUUUUUCGAGUUAAGUAUAUGCUGCCUCUGGUCAUUGCUUUGCUAUUUCUUUAUGGCACAUUGGGCAUAUUUCUACUCUAUGCCGUUCUUUAUAUGUCUGAGAUAAUGGGUGCUUCGCCAAUGCAAAUCGUGGCAUGGGCUGCACCUAUGGGAGUUGGCGGUCUUAUUCUCUCAGUUGGAGGAGGAAUGAUCUUCCACAAAGUCCCAGGAACGAUAUUGAUGCUAAUAUCAUGUCUCGGCUACGUGGGUUCUGGAUUAUUUUUUGCCGUCAUCCCUCUUGGGGGAAAUUACUGGGCUUUCGUAUUCCCGGCCAUGAUAUGCGGCACAGUCGGCAUUGACAUCAGCUUCAAUCUUGCCAAUGUCUUUAUCACGACAAACCUUCCAAAAGCAAGACAAGGCUUAGCUGGUGCAUUGAUCAACUGCACUCUGCACAUGGGAAUCGCCGUGAUGCUUGGUUUCGCGGAUAUUGUUCAGACCCAGACUUCUGAGUUGGGUACUCGAGACAGCUACAAGGCUGUCUUUUGGUACCAAACUGGACUAGCGAUACUGGGGAUGCUUAUUGUCGCUUUUUUCGUGCGAAUCCGAGAGGCCAAGAGCGAGUUUACGCUUGAUGAAAGAGAAGCAAUGGCGGCAGAGGGAAAUGAAAGAGCUGUCGAGGUCUGA